GAUCCGGAUCCGGAGCGGCUGAAAGGCGGAAGUGGAGGCCGGAGCCUGGGACACCGCCGGGGGUGGGGGGGAAGAGGAGCGGAGUCUGUGGGAGCCCCGGCCCAAGUAACGCUGCUGCCCCGGAGCCGCGUUGGAGACCUCCCUUCCCAUUAAGUGCCUCUUUGCAAAGCACUGGCCCCACCCCCACACUCACUGGUACUACUACAGAGCAGCGCGCCAUGGCGGGUCGAGGAGGUGCAGCACGACCCAAUGGACCAGCUGCUGGCAACAAGAUCUGUCAGUUUAAGCUGGUCCUCUUGGGCGAGUCUGCAGUGGGCAAAUCCAGCCUGGUCCUCCGCUUUGUCAAGGGGCAGUUCCACGAGUACCAGGAGAGCACAAUUGGAGCGGCUUUCCUCACACAGACUGUCUGCUUAGACGAUACAACGGUCAAGUUUGAGAUCUGGGACACAGCUGGCCAAGAGCGAUAUCACAGCCUAGCCCCGAUGUACUACCGGGGGGCCCAAGCAGCCAUUGUGGUCUAUGACAUCACCAACACAGAUACGUUUGCACGGGCUAAGAAUUGGGUGAAGGAGUUACAGAGACAGGCCAGCCCCAACAUCGUCAUUGCACUAGCGGGUAAUAAAGCAGACCUGGCCAGCAAGAGAGCUGUGGAGUUUCAGGAAGCACAAGCCUAUGCAGAUGACAACAGUUUGCUGUUCAUGGAGACGUCUGCGAAGACUGCAAUGAACGUGAAUGAAAUUUUCAUGGCAAUAGCUAAGAAGCUUCCCAAGAAUGAGCCCCAGAAUGCAGCUGGUGCUCCAGGCCGAAACAGAGGACCAUCUGCUGAUUCUGGCAACAGCUAG
Mastomys coucha (southern multimammate mouse) is the source of this 842-nucleotide messenger RNA. RefSeq names its product RAB5C, member RAS oncogene family (gene Rab5c). The transcript has 7 exons. Bases 219 to 842 code for a protein of 207 amino acids. The record is from RefSeq and is a predicted model, not a curated record. Gene Ontology annotation, molecular function: GTPase activity; GTP binding. Lineage: Eukaryota; Metazoa; Chordata; Mammalia; Rodentia; Muridae.